Molecule: messenger RNA, 447 nt
Organism: Blumeria graminis f. sp. triticale
Lineage: Eukaryota; Fungi; Ascomycota; Leotiomycetes; Helotiales; Erysiphaceae
Source: the annotation of a GenBank genome assembly
AUGAAUUUUUCCAGCAUGAUCAACACGGCUGUGAUACUACUCUUUGCAGUUCCAGCACUGUCAAUGACAGGCGUGGACACUGGGGUGAACCGGCUACGAGUCCCGGUGCAGGACCACAACUUACAGUUCUCGUGUCAAGGACUCAAUUUCCCUAACAGAUACCUUUUCCAGGCUUUGGAUCGUGCUUAUAAAAAUCGCUUUAAUGACUUUGGUUAUCCCUCAAGUUUCGAUAAAUUGACUUAUCAGAGAAAUAAACCGUAUUACAUGCUCCCACUUAUGAAAGAUGACGGAAUACACGGCUCAGAAUAUGAUGAAGGCUAUUAUCUGAUUUUCAACGAAGCCAAAGAGAUUAUGGGUGGAUAUAUAAUAUACUAUCUAGAUUAUAUAGUACAGGGUAGUGCGUGUGACUUUCCAUCUGAUCUAACAUAUUUGCCACCGAACUGGUGA